UACAUAUAAAAAUUAUUUAAAACAAAAUUUUCGUUUCCCAACCAUGAAUAACGAUGUCGAGUACGAGUACAAUCGGAAGAAAAAAGUUAGGGAUCGCAAGGAAACGCAGCUACGCAAAGACGCCCUAACGGAGGGCAUUGUCGGUUUAGUUGGAAUUGCGGGCGUGACGGCGAUUGCGAUUGGCUUAAUAUCGUCACGUGGCAGAGCCGGCCUGAAGUCAGCCGCUGCGAAGCUGCGGUACAAAAUUGCUAAUUUUGUGGGCGGCCCGCCAGCCGCACCCAAGCUAGUUUUGGUGACUGAAAAGCCGCAAGUGCGACGAGCUCCUGCAACGCAGCGGCCACCAACAGCAUUCGAAAAGAUUGACCUACGAAAGCUGGAUAAGGAGGCUGCAUAUGUUAAAAAGGCCGGGACAGCGUGUGCUACCGCCGAACUAACGUCAUUGACAUUAACUGAUAAAUACGACAAUAUUAAUACAACGGCAGCCAGAACAUUUGAUCGACAAGCUGAAUCAGAAGAGUUGACUGGAAACGAAGCAGACGCUCAAAAAGCCGCCGAUUCGAUACUAGCCCGUUACUUGUACGCAUCAGUGGGGCAGUAUCCGAGGCAUCCCAUCGAGUGGUCAACAGGUGCCAAAGCUAAGCGAACCGGAUUGCGGGUCGGCAGUAUUGUGACUGAAGCCAAUACUGAAGCAGAGCAACUCUCGGUAAUUGGAACAAGUACCAGUACCAGUACACAUUCAGCCGCUACAAACGUUGUAAAUACAGUUAACAAAUCAGACUUGACUCGAUUGAAAAUAUAUAGAAAUUUGGGACAAUUUGCUGAGACACAGCGACCAAAAGUGACGCCUGGAACAUCGCAAGUAGCAGUGCCUGAAGCAGUGGAAGUAACAAAAACAGAAAAGGCAGAUCUAACAGCAGGACCUGAGGACAUAACUGUCACAACUGGAAUAACAGCCACUGGACGAGAGGACAUAACAGCAGACAUAACAGCCGCUGCCACUGGUAAAGAAAGCUUUACAUUAAUAGCAGGCGAAGCUGUCAAGCGUUCAUUAACAGACAAAGAGAAGCAGCCACUGACCAACACGAGCAAGAACGAUACCGAUCGUUUGAUGAUGACGAAACCCAGUAAACAGCAAUAACAAGAGAAGAGAGAGAGCAACAGGCAGCAGUAGCAGUAGCAGAGUAAGAGCAGUGUCAUGACGCCAACGCCACCAGAGACGGUGUCAGACAGGAAGAGCCACAACAGCGAAGAGAAACCACCGCGCGAAUCAUGGAUCCCGGGCAGGGGGUCAAUGCGGUCCACUAAAAAAGAUGUUGAUCCAACGAAACCACCAACACCGCUGCUCCCCCCGCCAAACGAAGAGAAAUCCACGCAUAGAGAGCCAAAGCGUGCCAACAAGAGCGAUGUUGAGCAACCGCCGUCAACGCCAACAACACGGCCACGCGUCGGCUCCAGCCGAGUGGGCAGCUCCGUACUGAUAAUGACCCCCGACGAUCUGCUCGAGGCAUACGAGCAGGCGGUGCUGGAGGCCGAGGCUGAGGAGGAGAGCGAGCAGAACGAAAACGAGCGUCGCGAAUUACAGCGACGCGGCGGCAGUGGGAGAAAGCUCAGUCCACUCUCAACGUUCGUAGCAGUGCGUGACGGCCUGCUAUUCAUAGUCGGUAAAAUCUUAAGAUUCGUACGGCGCCUCGACAUGCAUGGAGGCGGUACCGGGAACAACAUCAACUUUGUUGAGGGGCUCAUCGACUUCCUCGCGGGCUCUUUGGGUGGGGCAGCACAGGUGUAUGUCUCGCAGCCGCUGGACACGGUCAAAGUGAAGAUGCAGACCUUUCCGGAAGCCUAUCGGGGCAUGUUCGACUGUUUCGUGAGCACGUAUCGAAAGGAUGGUAUAUUCCGGGGCCUCUAUGCGGGCUCCCUGCCCGCCGUUGUCGCCAAUGUGGCCGAGAAUUCGGUGCUCUUUGCCGCCUACGGUGGAUGCCAGAAGUUUGUCGCUUUCAUGGUCAACAAGGAGACAACCAGCCAGCUGACGGUCACCCAAAAUGCCUGUGCCGGCUCCCUGGCCGCCUGCUUCUCCACGCUCACCCUCUGUCCCACGGAGCUGAUCAAAUGCAAGCUCCAGGCCCUGCGCGAAAUGAAGCACUUCAUCGAUCCCAGUCAUCCGCAGGAUAUUCGUACGCCCUGGUCCCUCACGCGGUACAUUUGGCGCACAGAAGGCUUGCGCGGAUUCUAUCGCGGCUUGAGCUCGACAUUCAUGCGUGAGAUGCCCGGCUAUUUCUUCUUCUUUGGCAGCUACGAGGGCACCAGAGAAUUUCUGCGCAGGAACAAUCAAACCAAAGAUGAAAUCGGAGCAUUGCGCACCAUGGUGGCCGGCGCCAUUGGCGGCGUCUGUCUGUGGACCUCCACGUUUCCCGCCGAUGUGAUCAAGAGCCGCAUCCAGGUGAAGAACCUCAAUGCCAGCAUGUACGCUGUCGGUCGUGAGAUUGUACAACGCGAGGGCGUCCUGGCACUCUAUCGCGGCCUGCUGCCAUCCGUUCUCCGCACCAUACCGGCCACGGCCACACUCUUUGUCGUCUACGAGUACACCAAGCGAGCACUUCAUGGCACCCUCUAGCGACACAUGGGGCCGCGGGCGGUCGCUGUCAUCGUCGUCGUUCUCGUUAUCGGUCAACAACUAUGCCAUAAUUCUUUCGCGCAUAUUUUUUUUUUUUUCGUUUAGUUAGAUAAUUUUUUAGGUAUUAGUGGCCUGUGUCUGUGUACAUUAUUCAGAUAUCAUAUGACUGACUAUAUAUCCAUGCUGUUUGCAAUCGAUGUUGAUUUUCUGAUGUUUGGAUUGGCUUCUGUGAUCCUGAUCUUAGAUCCCGGCCGCCUGGCGCAGUCGUCGCUUGAGAAAGUCCUGACGAUCUGCGGAUGUUUCCAGCUCACGCCAUUCGUGCCAAUAGAUCUACCGGAAAGCCAAUGGGUAUUAUAUGGUAUAUGUAGUUUAAGCGAAAAAAGAUGUACAAUAGAUGCGUAUAUAAAAAAAAUAUA
Messenger RNA from Drosophila obscura, 3027 nucleotides. RefSeq names its product mitochondrial ornithine transporter 1. Gene Ontology annotation, molecular function: L-ornithine transmembrane transporter activity. The transcript is spliced from 4 exons. NCBI's taxonomy places the organism in Eukaryota, Metazoa, Arthropoda, Insecta, Diptera, Drosophilidae. The record is from RefSeq and is a predicted model, not a curated record. Gene Ontology annotation, biological process: mitochondrial L-ornithine transmembrane transport. The coding region runs from base 1196 to 2611 and encodes 471 amino acids.